Molecule: messenger RNA, 963 nt
Organism: Peronospora farinosa
Lineage: Eukaryota; Oomycota; Peronosporomycetes; Peronosporales; Peronosporaceae
Source: the annotation of a GenBank genome assembly
AUGGUUUACGCCUUCAUCUUGAAAACCGCCGCUAUCGUAUUGACUAUGGUUGCUUCUGCCCACGCGGAGUCGGGAAAGACCGUGAAACUUGCGCACCCGGACGGCUCCACUGCUGAGAUCUCUCUCUUUGGUGCUCAAGUGCUGUCAUUCCGUGCGUCAAUGGAUCGCAAUCUCGAUAUUUUGUUUCUGUCCAAAAGGUCUUUUAUGGAUUUCGAGCAGCCCAUUCGUGGCGGCAUCCCCAUCAUUUUUCCGAACUUUGGCAGUCGCGAGGGCUUCCCUAGCCACGGUUUCGCCCGAACGACCAACUGGACGUUGAUCAGCAGCAAGAAUUCUUAUGAAGAGAAAACCCCCAGCAUGGCCACCUUCACCAUGGAGUCGAGUGAGAAAACCCGUGCGAUAUGGCCAGUUGAUUUUAAGCUCGAAUACGAGGUGAAGCUGUAUGCCAACGAAUUGACGACAGCGCUGCAUGUGACCAACACGUUUACGCAGCAGAUCGAGUUCCACGCGCUACUGCACAACUACCUCUGGGUGGACGAUGUGCGUAACAAGGGUGCGGUAGUGUCUGGUCUUAAGGGCGUCAACUACUUCGAUAAGGUCGCCAAGGUGAACAAGACGGAGAGUCGCGAGUACAUUGAUUUUGCUGCGGAGACCGACAAUGUGUACCGAAACGCCCCUGACGAGGUGCAAAUUUUGAUUGAUGGCACCAAUACCGUGCAACGCACUGUGAGUGUCAGGAAGGAGGGGUCUAUUAGCUCUAUGGACAACCAGGAAGUGCUAAAGACCAAGACCGACCUUGUCGUGUGGAAUCCGUGGGUUGAACGUGCGAAGGCCAUGCAAGAUUUCGAUAAUGAAGAGUAUAAGAACAUGGUUGCUAUUGAGCCCGGCCGUGUGAGCGAGAUGCAACCUCUUCUCGCUGGCAAAACCUACACGUUGAAGCAGAGCAUUUCAGUUUUUACGAUGUAA